AUGGUAAAGGAUACUGAGUACUACGACCUGCUGGAUAUUCAGCCAAAUGCGUCCGCUACAGAGAUUAAAAAGGCAUAUCGCAAAAAGGCGAUGCUGACACACCCUGACAAGCACCCUGAUGAUCCAGAAGCACACACCAAGUUUCAGGCGGUCGGACAGGCUUACCAGGUGCUCAGUGAUCCUGAACUGCGUUCAAGAUACGACCAGUUUGGCAAGGAAGAGGCGGUUCCACAGCAAGGUUUCGAGGACGCUGCGGAGUUUUUCACCACGAUAUUUGGUGGGGAUGCCUUCCAAGACUGGAUCGGUGAUUUUUCAUUCCUCAAAAAUCUCACGAAAGGAGCAGAAAUCAUGGGCGAGAAUGACGAGCAGGAUGUUGGAACUUCAGGGACUACCGGAGCGGGAAAUUCCAAGGCCGAUGGGACCACGGAAGUUGUUCAGCACGAUGGGAAAUCCAAUAAUUCUAAGAACUCCGAUAAGCUAACCAAGGAACAACGGGCGAAGCUGGUUGAGAUGGAAAACGAGCGAAGAGCCGAAAAGAAGAAACAGGUUGAGGAUCUGGCUCGCAAACUGGAGAACAAGAUUGAGGAAUAUCUCGUGAGCGUCGAGAGUCAUAACUUGGACGCGUUCGACCGCAAGUUGAGCCGCGAAGUUGAAGACCUGAAACUAGAGAGUUUUGGGCUCGAACUACUACACCUCAUAGCCAAGGUCUACAAGACUAAGGCCAGCAAUUUCAUGAUGUCCCAAAAAACCCAUGGGUUUAGUAAGCUGUUCACAGGUGUUCGCGACAAAACAAAAUCAGCCAAAUCUGCUUGGGGCAUUCUGUCGUCCGCUAUGGACGCUCACAGUGCAAUGACAGAACUGGAAAAGCUGGAUCUUGACUCGAUGGACGAUUACGAGCGUGCUGAAGUUGAAAAGGUUAUCACAGGUAAAGUUUUGGGCACAGCAUGGGUAAUGUCGAAAUUUGAAGCACAGGGCAAACUACGCGAAGUCUGCGACAAAGUUUUGACGGACAAAACUGUGCCUACCAAGAAACGGCUGGCCAAGGCUAAGGCCUUGAUUUAUAUAGCCGACAAAUUUGGCUCGGCUGUUAGAUCCCCCGACGAGGCCGAAGAUGCCAGAGUCUUCGAAGAGAUUAUAUUUGAUGCUCAGGGAAGUAAGAAAAAGACAAACUUCAAAAAGAAAGAGCCCACCGUAAAGGCCUAA
Messenger RNA from Lachancea lanzarotensis, 1203 nucleotides. It is a transcript of the gene CAJ1, whose product is annotated as LALA0S08e03312g1_1. Gene Ontology annotation, cellular component: cytosol. Bases 1 to 1203 code for a protein of 400 amino acids. Gene Ontology annotation, biological process: protein import into peroxisome matrix. Lineage: Eukaryota; Fungi; Ascomycota; Saccharomycetes; Saccharomycetales; Saccharomycetaceae. The transcript has a single exon. The record is from RefSeq and is a predicted model, not a curated record.